Messenger RNA from Conger conger (European conger), 3381 nucleotides. RefSeq names its product adaptor related protein complex 2 subunit sigma 1 (gene ap2s1). Bases 148 to 576 code for a protein of 142 amino acids. Gene Ontology annotation, molecular function: clathrin-cargo adaptor activity. Lineage: Eukaryota; Metazoa; Chordata; Actinopteri; Anguilliformes; Congridae. The record is from RefSeq and is a predicted model, not a curated record. Gene Ontology annotation, cellular component: intracellular membrane-bounded organelle; membrane coat; AP-2 adaptor complex. The transcript has 5 exons. Gene Ontology annotation, biological process: clathrin-dependent endocytosis; intracellular protein transport.
UAUCCGGUUUUAGGGAGAUAGCGGAGAACCUUGGGAGGUCUUGAAAAAACAGGGGUAUUAAUUCCGGAAUUCAUGCCAUAUCUGUCUUAAACUUGUCACUAUUGUUUGAAUUCUGUCUGUUAGUAUACCCGUGUCAAGAAAGAUACAAUGAUCCGGUUCAUCCUGAUCCAGAACCGCGCCGGGAAGACGCGGCUGGCCAAGUGGUACAUGCAGUUCGACGACGACGAGAAGCAGAAGCUGAUCGAGGAGGUGCACGCGGUGGUGACGGUCCGCGACGCCAAGCACACCAACUUCGUGGAGUUCCGAAACUUUAAGAUCAUCUACAGACGAUAUGCUGGUCUGUACUUCUGCAUCUGUGUGGAUGUGACUGACAACAACCUGGCCUACCUGGAGGGCAUUCACAACUUUGUGGAGGUUCUGAACGAGUAUUUCCACAACGUGUGCGAGUUGGACCUGGUCUUCAACUUCUACAAGGUGUACACGGUGGUGGACGAGAUGUUCCUGGCGGGGGAGAUCCGGGAGACGAGCCAGACCAAGGUGCUCAAACAGCUUCUGAUGCUCCAGUCCCUGGAGUAAGGCCAGACCACGCCCCCACGACCCCGUCCCCCAUUUCACAGGCCUCCCCCCGCAUCGGCCCCUCCACGGAGCCGGCUCCACCCUGCUGACCGCACCAUUCCCGCCCCCCCUCCCUCUUUUCAGGAGUCUCCGCCCCUGCCACCUUAAUGCCAGAUGUAGGGGCUGCCGUUGGCUCCGCCUGCGAUGCUCUAAAGGGUCUGAUUGGGCGGAACCCCCCUCCCCUUGUCUGACACUAUCAUUACUGACGAGCAACUGAGUGUGUGCGAAAUGCCCAACCUGAACACCCAUUAGCUACAAUAAACUGGAAGUGUUUGACUUUCUGGGGUCUGUACGGUGACGGCUGUUUUAAAGGGCAGGGACUUUGAGCGCCGCCGUCAGUGCAAGACUGAGUAGGAAGUCUUUCAAUAUGUGCACGAGGUCCUCGUCCGAUAUUGUCACCCCUCCAUAACUAGAGAAAUUAAACGAUUGUUACAGACUCCCUUCCCAAUCAGGAGCUGGCUUAGAAAUCGCAUGACUGAACCACCGGGCGAUACGGAGACGCUCACGACGACAAGCUCCCCAGAGAUUCCAAUUGGCUCAGUCGCGUCACUGGGAAGAGGUGGCUCAGGCAGAGAAAAUGCCUUUGUUUUCUCUUGAAAAAACCCAACAAAAGUCUCUUUCCCCCUGGCUGGGUGAGGGUUGGGAAGUGCUGACCUCAAAGGUCAAGGUUCAGGCGGCACCCAUUUUGUCCUGAAGAAAAGGUUGAGCAUUUCCAUGCCUCCGCUGCUGCCUGUCAGUUCUCCCCCCCCCCCCGAAAAGCGAUUCCCUUACAUUUCAGAGUCAAGUGAACAUGAAUUACUUCAUCAAAUAUAUCGUACUUUUAUCUGUAAUUUAGUAUUGUGAAGUUAUGUUUGUAUUGUGUACAUAUACAUGUGUUUUAUGUGGAUGAUGCGCUCAGUUUUCAGUUCAUCUAAAGCACUCAUGUUCCACAAUAAAAUGUAAAGCAUUAAUAACAGGUCGCUACAGGGGCAUUACCAGAAGUUUGAAUCCUCACACAUACACAUUUCCCUCUGCCAGAGAUCCUAUCGUAUCGCACACACAGCCGCACCUCAUUGCUGGCCGAUCUCUGUACUGGACUGCUUGUACAGUAGCCUAUGCCGGUGUACAGAGAGCGUACACGCUGAUUGAACGCCCCUUCUCCAAGCAGGCGGUGUCCCAUGAAUUUCCCCUGGCAGGGACUGUUGGUGAAGAAAGACCCUGUAAAUAAUGAAGCGCGCUGUUCAACUUGUGCACUUUUUCCACUUACAGCACUAAAUAAAUCCCAACUCUGAGGUAAACUCUGGGGGGGGGAGGAGAGUUUGUUGUUGCGCCUUAUUCUGUGUGAAACUGCCAUGUUAUAAUCCUGCACCAACAUUCGCUGCCGGUGUAAAUGUAUUGGAUCUAAUCGCCGCACUGAAACGCUACUUCCCCUUGUUCCUCCUCAAAUAUAUUGAUUUUAAUCCUGUUUCUUUUCUGAAGAUUCUCACAUGUGAUACUGAGCUGACCUGUCCUGUAGGGGCUUGUUGAGGGACCAAGAUGGGGGGGGAGGGGGGUGGGAUGUCUGAUAUCUGUGUAUCGCUGGUGUAUUUCAAAAUUGUGUGUGUGUGUGUGUGUGUAAGAUGCUCAAAGAUUUUCCAAAUACAUGGGUGAUGCCCCUGGUCACAGGGUGUGAUGACAUAUGAGGUCAUUAUAUUACAUCACAUCAUGGGAAAUGUGGUCAUCCAUCCAGUGUUUCUUGUGUGUGUGUGUGUGUGUGUGUGAGAGAGGGCGGGGGAGUGGGGGAGACUGAGUGUGUUGGACUGAACAAUGUAAGCGAUCUGGGAGUGGAGUCAUGUGACCAAAGCAUGGGCUGCCCAUUUCCCCAUUGUUAAUGAUCCCUGCCUAAAAGGAGCCUGCGCCUUCACACACCUCCUCCUCCAAGCAUUCUGGUAUGGAGCAGAUGGCCUGCACUCUGCAGGACCCCAACCCUGCUGCAUAAGCUGCCCUCAGCUCUGCCUGUAUGAAAAUCAGGCCAUUUCAACCUUUAAAAAUCACGUAAAAAAAAAACUCUGGGAUGAACUGGCCGAGGCAGAAACCACCUUGGCUAGGCACACAUGCAGCGAUGACUCAUCGCAAUGAGUGUGUCGCCGGCUAUAACAGAAGUGACCUGUACGCUCUGUGACCGGAAUCAAGCAGCUCCUCUCUGCUAGCCCAGGAUUGGCCCGGUCCAUCAGCAUGCCCGUUUUUGCUGUCCAAUCACUACAGGGCCAGGCUGCUAGCGUCCAAUCAGAGGCCAAUAGGAGAGGGUGCCCACCUCUCUCCAGUGUUGAGAGGAGCACAGAAACACGCUGAGGCUGUGUGUGCAGGGCCCGUGUUGAGUUGGGCAAGGGGACGGGGCUUACAGGUUAUUUUAGAUAGAUUUCAAAUAUAUAUUUUAAAGUUUGCAGACGUUAAGCAUUUUGUUUUUGCUAAAAUACGGCAAGUAUGUAUCCCUUCAUGUCCUAAGGUGUGUGACGGGUGCCGUCUGUGUGCGUGUCGUCAUGGUCAUUACCUUGUUGCCGAAUCCUCCCAUUUUAUUCCACUCUAUAUGUAUAUAUACCCAACUGAAAUUAAAAUGUACUCUGAAUACGUACUCCCGUUUCCUCUCUUUAAAUGAAGGACCUUUGGGGUCUCUGGCUGUUUUCAUGUCCUACAGCGUGUGAUGGGUGCUGCGUAUGUGUUGUCAUGGCCAUUCCCUUCUUACAGAACCUCCAUUUUAUGCCAGUCUGUGAACAUGUACACAAAUGAAAUUAAAAUGUGCUCUCAAUA